Molecule: messenger RNA, 6632 nt
Organism: Coturnix japonica (Japanese quail)
Lineage: Eukaryota; Metazoa; Chordata; Aves; Galliformes; Phasianidae
Gene: CDK5RAP2
Product: CDK5 regulatory subunit associated protein 2
Biological process (GO): chromosome segregation; establishment of mitotic spindle orientation; centriole replication
Cellular component (GO): mitotic spindle pole; microtubule plus-end; pericentriolar material
Molecular function (GO): microtubule binding; gamma-tubulin binding
Source: RefSeq, a predicted model, not a curated record
ACGCAAAGAUGGCGGAAGCGGUUGCGGCCGUUUGAAUUCCAGCAGAGCCGCCAAAGCUGCGCACAAAGGAGCCGGAGCCGAGUCUGGUCUUUGGGUCCGAGUGUCGGCAGCGGGAUGGAUUCUCUACCAGGGGAAGACAUGACGCUGCCUGUGGGCUUCGAAGCCAGUGUCUCCGUGAUGCCGGACAUCUCCCGUGAGGGCCCGCAGCUUGAGCCGGCCGGCUGCAGAGGAUUACCAGAUGUGGCAGAAGACACAGUCUCACCAACCAGAGCUCGGACCAUGAAGGACUAUGAAAACCAAAUCUCUGAUCUGAAAAAGGAGAACUUCAACCUGAAGCUUCGUAUAUACUUCCUGGAAAUGCAAAUGCAGCAGAAGUUUGAUGGUCCCACUGAAGAUAUGUACAAAAUUAACAUUGAGCUGAAAGUUGAGAUAGAAAGUCUGAAGCGUGAUCUGCAGGAGAGAGAGAAGCUGCUCAUCAAGGCCUCAAAGGCAGUUGAAAGCCUGGCCCAGGGUGGUGAUGCUGAAAUACAGCGUGUGAAAGAGGAGGCACAAAAGAAGUUACAAGAAAUGGAAGGAAUCUUGACUGGCAGAAUAAACCUUCUGGAGGAGAAUCUUAAGGCUGCCCAAGAAGAGGUGGAAAAAGCCAUUGCAAUGACAGAGAAGGAAAAAGCAUUGAGACUUGCUGCAGAGCAGGAACUUUCUUCACUUACAGAUGCUCCUGUAAAGGAUCUGGAUAUGAUUGCAGAAGCAGAGAAGGACAGACUUAUAGAGCAACUGAAUCUGUCUUUGAAAAGUAAAGAAGCUGUAAUUCAACAUCUUGAAGAGGAAAACUCUCGGAGCAGACCUGGUGAUGGGAACUUAGCAGCAGAAAAAAUGGAAGAACUUAUCAUUGCUUUGAGACGUGAAAAAGAUAGUGAGAUAGAGGCUAUUAAGAUGGAGCUUAGAAAUGAGAGAAAUUCCUUUGAAAAAAAAAUCCAGUCUCUCGAAGAAGAGUUGCAAGAGAGAGAAAAUGAGCUUACUGUUGAAAAGAAGAAUCGCUUGAAAAGGGAUAAAACCAUUCAAGGGUUAACUGUUGCACUAAAAGCAAAGGAAAAAGAGAAUGAAGAACUUGCUUCUGAAGUUGAAGCUCUCAGUGCUUCGUUGGCUAAGGCAAGAGAGGCGACUCAUCAAGCACACAUCCAAAAAUUCAAGGGUGCUGAGGAUUAUCAAGCUCUCCUGAUGGAAAAAGAGACCCUUUUAGCAGAGCUACGUUCAGAAAACCUCACAAAGGAUGCUGAGAAUCGUAAACUACAACGAAGGAUUAAAAGGACUGAUCAAGAGCUAAGUGAUCUGAAUUUAGAAAGAGAGAAAAUGGAGAAGGAGCUGGAUGAAGCACAGCUGCAGAAGAGCAGAAGUGACAAAACCAUUAAUGAUCUUAGAAAUCAAGUAGAGAAAUUACACGGUGAAAUGGCUGAGAAGGAAAAAGCUGUUGAAGAUCAUUACAAUAUUCUUCUGAGCGAAUGCAAUCAGAAGUUACAGAGCCAAGAGCUGGUUAUCAAGCAACUAACAGACAACGUCAGUCAAAGGGAUCUGUUGCUCCAGAAAUCUGAUGAAACAAUUAAAGAAAAGGAAGCAGAAUUGCAAGAGCUGCUGAAUAAGUACAAGAACCUCCUAAGAGACAAUCAAGAACUUGAGCUGAAAAAUGAGGGCUUGGUAAAGGAAAAAUAUGCUGCCCAGUCUGAACAGUCAGUCAUCAGGAUAGUCAGAGAGUUAGAGGAUAAAAAAGAAUCUGAAUAUGAAAAGCUGAUCCUUGCUUUAAAAAAGGAACAGAAUAUUUAUUCGACGCUGGUGCAGACCUUUAAGGAAUCAGACAGUUUAAAUAGCUUGCAGACAGAGCUAAACAAGAUCUUUGUGUUACGGAAGCAACUAGAAGAUGACAUUCUAGCCACUCGGAAUCUACAGAAGGUCUUAGAAGAUCAGAUUAAUAAUGCUAAACACAGACAAGAUGAAACGCUAUCUUUCUGUGGAGAUCAAACAUCUUAUAUGAGUAUUUGCUUAGGAGAGCAAGAUAAUUUAAACCUGCAGAUAGACCAUCUGUCUCUUGAAGAACUUAAGAAAAAGGUUACUGAUCUUCUCUUGAUGGUUAAGGACCUGCUGUUAAUUAAUCAAGAGCUUAAGACGAAACAGCUUGGAUUCUUCACAACAGAUUCUCAAGGGAAGGAAGCAGGGAAGAUAUUAAACCAGAGUGAGUUUCUUGAAAUAACAGAAGAGCGGGUGAAGCAGACUGAAGAUGGUGACAAUGACAGCAAGAUGCAGAACAGUCAGUUUUAUGAGAGGGAAAGUCAGAUAUGCCUUCAUGAAUCCAUGGAUUGUCCUUCUGAGAUGGUUAAACAGAUAACUCCAUCAGGCUAUUCAGAGAGUUUCUGCAAAGGUAGACGUUACAGGAAUCCAAAUAAGCUUCAGUUUGAACAUGAUACAACUGGCAAACACUUUGGCAGAAUAGGGAUGAGUGAACAUGAAACAGAAGAGAUGAACUUGCUCACAUUUCUUUUGAGAGAAAAUAGAACAUCUAUACUUGAAUCUACCAGACAAGAACAAAUGAAAACUGUAAAUGAACUGUUAGAUCAUCUGAACACAACUGAGCAAGAGUGUUCAAGUGAAGACAUAGAGGAGAAGAAUGAAAAAGAUCUUAGGCAGAUGAUUAUUCAACUAAGAGCUGAACUCAAACGUUUCAAGCAGGCCAAUAAAUUCUUAAAGCAGCAAGCAGAAUUAAAAUCAACUUUUGAUGGGAAAGAGAAGCUUCAUGCAGAUGCGGUGCCACAGAUUAAUAAGGAUAUUGAGUUGCUGAAAGCGGAACUGAAAGAUGCAGCUACACAAACAAUGACUUUAGAGGGUAAUGUCAUGAGAUUUAAAUUUGAAAGCAAUAAAGGAGCCUCGGAAGGAAGAACAAAAUAUUCAAGAUUAAAUGCAGAAGGGGAACUUCAGCAGGAAAACGCGUGUAAGAAGAGCGAGCAGCAUGAAAGAGGCUUUUUUUCGAGGAGAACAAAUGAAACUGAUGCUGCUCACCUGCUGAGGAAGUCCCGGCUGCCUGUUCUGCUACGAUCAUCCAGACCAGUAGGAAACUGGCCUGCGAGCUCCUCUGUGCACAGGUUGGAUUCAGAACUCUGGCAUCACACCGGAGCACCUUACAAAGGUCUGAAGGCAUGUGAGAUUCAAACCAAGCAACUUCAGCCACAAGGAAAUGGAGAGUUGCUAUUGCACGAGUCUGGAGCUGAAGACCUGCAAGAGGAGCCUGAACAGGAGAGCACAUUAGUGAGAGGUGACUCGUUCAGCAAAGCAGACAGCAGUGGGGCCCAGGUUGAACCACAGGAUGUCGAAUGUGGUACAGGGAGCAAGAAGGGAUGCGUGAUGUACAGAAAUCAGCAGAACUGUCAAGAAAUGGAAAAUCAUCAUGACAUUAGCGAUGUGAAUAUCCAGCAUUCAUUAAAAGAAAUAAAUGAAGAGCUUUAUUCAAUGGAACAUGAGGACAUUGACUCAGCCACAGCACAUUCGGGUUCCAAGUGUCUUCGUUCUCUCAAAUUGAGUGUAACAAGCACAGAUGCACUUGAUGACUGUGAAGUCGUAGAUGAUACAGAAGAACUGAAACAAAGAAUUAAGAAAAUGCAGUCUGAACUUGAAAAGUACAAAAUGUUCGUAUUUCAUUUGCAGACCUCUGACCAGCUUUUAUUGAGUGGUAUUUCCAAUGCAGUUCUAAGUGAUGCAGCUUUGCCUGCGGAAGGACGUUUUGUACAAGAUAUGGCUGUGCAAGAAAUCAAACCAUUUUCUGGUUUACAUCAGCUGAUGAUGGACUACGAGAUUUGCACAGAAAAUAGGAAUUCACAGUCUUCAAAAAUACAGACCUUGUGGCCAGCUCAAAACUGUAAGGAAAUACUUGCAGCUAAUGAGACAGACCUCAAAAAAGAGCAGGUUGCAGAUAUGCGUCCUGAAGAAGUGUAUUGUCUUCAAAACAAAUUGAGAGACACAUCACCAUCCAAAUAUGAUUCAUUAGUUCAUUCACAAGCUCGAGAGCUUUCCUUCCAACGCCACCAAAUUAAAGAGAUCCGCAGUGGCUGUGUCACUUACCAUCAGCAUCUGACGAGCCUGAUUAAGGCUUUUGAGGAGCUGCUUCAAGCCAGCGAUGUAGAUUAUUAUGUUGCUGAAGGCUUCCGUGAGCAGCUGAAUCAAAGUAUGCUGUUGUUUGAGAAGUUGGAAAGGAAACUCCUGUAUGGAGAGUCAGUAGGUGCAGAAGUUACCGUACUUUAUGAAUUAGCUCAAAGGGAAAACGAGAAGAAUGCCACAAUGUAUGCGGAGCUUAAGGAUGAAUCACCUGUACCGUCUGCUCUUCAUAGCCUGUCUGACUUUGAUUUGUCGGAGAAGUCAUCUCUUGGAUCACCAGAGCACAGGCAUGACCUAAGAGAAGGACAGCAUGCCACAAUGGCACUUCUGCCAAGCCAAUUUCCCCCAGAGUUAUUAAUGGAGUACCUGAAUGAAAUUCGAAUCCUGAGACAACGUUUAGAAUACUCCAUAAAAAACAACGAGAGACUGAGGAAGCAGCUUGAGAGACAAGUAACAGACAAGGAGCUAGAUCAAGGUUCUGCAAACAAUUUUAUCCACGGCUCAGAGCAGCAUAAUUCUCUCACUUCUGAAGUACAUUUCCUGAGAAAGCAAAAUCAAGUUCUGAAUGCGAUGCUGGCAAAAGGAUCCAGAGAUAAACAAAAGGAAAAUGAAAAGCUAAGAGAAUCUCUUUCUAAAAAGAAUGCAAUCAUUGAACAUCUUCAUGAGGAUUAUGAAUGCAUCAAGAAAGAAAAUGAAAGGUUGCAAAAACAAAUUGGCAAAAAGGAGGAUGAAACCAGAUAUCUGACAUGUGAAAUUUACAGCAGUCGUAAUGAAUUAAACAGGUUGCAAACGGAAAUGAAUGUAAAGCAGCAUCAACUCUCUGAGAAUGAGAAGUUACUGCAGUCGCUCCGAACGGAGAUCAAAGUUUAUGAAAAGCUGGAGGAAGCAAGGAGGAAGAGGACAGAUCCCAGAUGUGAUGCAUCAGAAGAAUUUCGAAAAGAUCAGAAUAAUCCCGUUGACUUACAUGAACUACUGACUGAAAUACAGAGUUUGCGUGUACAGCUUGAAAGAAGCAUAGAGACAAACAAGACUUUGCAUGAAAAAUUGGAGGAGCAGCUUUCAAAAGAAAAGAAGGAGGAAAUGGGAUCGGUGUCAGCUGUGAAUAUCAAUUAUCUUUUCAAACAAGAAUCUCAGCAUUAUGCAGGAAUGAACGAAGAUCUUUGCAAAUGCCCUGCUGCCAGCAGAAACAUUUGUGAGCUGCAGAAGCACGGAAGUGGCGUUUUGCUGGCAAAAACAGGUACAUCCAAAGGUACACGCUCUGCCUCUAAAGAUGACUUAGACUGCUGCAGUACCUCAUCUUCUGGUACAUCAUGCACCCCUCGUCUCGUUCCUGGGCAUCGGAUGUGGGCAGACAAAAAUGGGCGCCACGUCCUUGGUUUGAUUGAGGAUUACAAUGCUCUCCGGAAACAGAUCUCAGAAGGACAACAGGUUUUGGGAGAAAUGGAGGUUACUUUAAGAGAGGUCACUGGUACGAAGCUGCAGGAGCCAGGAAUAAAGGUACCAGACCAAGCAUCACUGCGAAGCUUUUCUGCAAGCACUAACACGGUGCAGCAGAUUUUAGAAGAGGCCGCACGUUUAUUGAAGCUUCUUUGGAGAGUUUCCCUUCCAAUGAAAGCAGAACACAGUACAGCUCACGGCACUCAGGAUGAAGGAAUGAAAGCAGAAAUACUUAGAUUACGGAAGAAACUGUCUGAGCAAGAAAAGAAGUUACACAGCACGGUGAAACGUUUGCACUCCACAAACCAGCUGAAAGAAAACAUGGAGAAAGUCAUCAUUGACCAGUUGGUUUUAACUCAUGAUGUCCUGAAGAAGGCGAGAGGAAACCUGGAAGUCCCAGCAGCCGACAAUCAAAAACCAGCUUCCUAUACCAGCAAGAAAAGGAUGCUCUGAAGGAGAAAGGCCCACUAAUAAUAAAAACAGACCAUUCCUCUGCUUGAUGGUUGCUUCUUUAUGCCUUACUAUUUAUUGAUGUAAAAAAAUGUUCAUUCAGCCUCUUUUAAUGGAAUCUUGUUUUGGGAAGAGCAAGGAACAAAAAAAAAAACAACCCUAUUUUGGUAAAUAACUUAUUUAACAUUUUCUGUAAUGUAAAAGAUGUUGGUUUUUAAUAUUUAUUAUGAAAUCACGGUACUGAAGCUAUUGAAAAAACCCACCUUUUUUUAAAGCUGGCUCCUUUGAGAUUUUAUAUUUCACGUUGUCCGGCUGUUUGUUGUUGUAGUCAAACAGGUCCUGAGAGAACCAAGAGCUCCAUCUUCCAGCCCCUUUCCCCACUUCUGAAAUGAUAGAACAGAGCUUAAGGAAGAACAGUUCUGCCAGCUGUCCUUGCUUUACAGUAAUGCAAAUAACCAGUGUUUUAAAGCAUUGAGACCUCAGCUGGAAGGUUGUUCUGGAAGCCACCUCCUUCUGUGCUUCCUCACUGCCCUGGUAGGAAGAUUGAUGCUAUCUCUGAAAAUAUUACUUAAGAUCUGAUCAUUUAAUUAAAUUUUUCUAAUAACCACAAA